AUGGACUCUUUGAUAUCUCCCACUAAAGCUCGGCAAGCAGCUAUCCAAGCCAAAGAUUGGGCUUACGUCAACUCAUGGCUCAAUCGCAAAUACGCCCCUCAUCCAGUGCCUGCCUUUGAGCGCAACGAGGAUACCCUCAGGACACUCCUCGCGAUUGCUGCUGCCAACGACGCAGCAGAUGAAGAGUCAUCGCUACUUCACCGGGCGCGCGAAGAGGUAGUCCGCGCUUUGAAAGAGCGCGAGAAGGUCGAGGAUGCUCGAAAACGGGAUAUACUGGAAGAAAUAGAGGCGCGACUUGAUUCUCAAGGCGAAGAAAGCUUGAACGAUUUGGCGGAAACUGUGGUGUUGUUAGGAGAUGACUCGACAGAUAUUACGGAGUUAGCACAUGCUUUUAUUGAGCUUACGCGAGACGAGUUUGAGCUUGCGAAUCAGGCCCAGCUUGUGCAGGAAUUGCAACGAUACCUAGACAAAGAGAUAGUUCUGGUGCAGGAAGAGAUUGAAACGCUCAAAUCGCAUGCUGCGUAUAAAACGCCGUCUGAUUUGACUACGCAGACAGUCGAGUGGACUCGCAGCGCAAAACUGCUCGGUGCCAAAAUUGCUGAGUAUCGAGAUAAAAUCACUUCGUUGCAAAGAAAUAUCGGCAUUGACGGACCAACAAUUGAAACUGUAUCAGAGGAGGAACGCAAUGUGGUGCAGCUGAAAGAGAUGGUAAAGCAACUCGAGAGUAAGAUCAAAGGUUAUCGAGAUUUACCACCUCACUUGGAAGAUGCGAAGAACGAGUACAAGCGCUUGGAGAAACAGCUCGGUCGACUGACACAAGAACGAGAUGCAUUGUUCGACCAUGCUCUUGCACAAAAAUAA
Messenger RNA from Talaromyces amestolkiae, 861 nucleotides. RefSeq lists its product as uncharacterized. Bases 1 to 861 code for a protein of 286 amino acids. The record is from RefSeq and is a predicted model, not a curated record. NCBI's taxonomy places the organism in Eukaryota, Fungi, Ascomycota, Eurotiomycetes, Eurotiales, Trichocomaceae. Gene Ontology annotation, biological process: spindle assembly. Gene Ontology annotation, cellular component: HAUS complex; cytosol. The transcript has a single exon.